This is a messenger RNA of Penicillium canariense, 2382 nucleotides long. RefSeq names its product histone deacetylase hdaA (gene hdaA). The coding region runs from base 1 to 2382 and encodes 793 amino acids. Gene Ontology annotation, molecular function: histone deacetylase activity. Gene Ontology annotation, cellular component: histone deacetylase complex. Gene Ontology annotation, biological process: chromatin organization. The transcript is spliced from 14 exons. The record is from RefSeq and is a predicted model, not a curated record. Lineage: Eukaryota; Fungi; Ascomycota; Eurotiomycetes; Eurotiales; Aspergillaceae.
AUGGAAGAAGACGAGGACACUGUUAUGGGGGAGUCCCGCAAGCUCCCUCCUCUUCCCUCCUCCUCCCUCACCCAACCCCCCCCCCCAGCACAUGCCCACCACAAAGGCGAUCCGACCCUAGCACCCUCCUUUCUUCCCUCUGCGCACAAGUCCCAAUCCCCGGGCUCAGAGCCAUUCCCACCCCGGGACUCCACCCUCUUGACGGGCAUGGCACCGCCAGACCGUGUCAAGAUGAGCGACUCUGAGAGUAACUCUAUCGACAACCUGGUCAAGCGGGAUAGCCUCGUCGAAAUUAACUCGGACUGGUCGGAUGAGGAAGUCAUGGGUAGGGCCGGUCUACCCGUGGGAUCGCUCGCGACGGGUCUUUGCUACGAUGUACGCAUGCGUUAUCACUGUGAAGUCCGUCCUACCUCGGAUGUGCACCCGGAAGACCCCCGGCGAAUCUACUACAUCUACAAAGAGCUGUGUCGUGCUGGCUUGGUGGAUGAUGCAGAGUCCACACGGCCACUGGCGCCGCAGACGCUGAAGCGGAUCGACGCCCGGAACGCCACUGAGGAGGAAAUCACCCUGAUUCACUCAGAGGCCCACUUUGCGUUUGUCAAGAGCACUCAAGACAUGACCGAUGAUGACUUGGUCUAUUUGGAGAGAACUCGGGACUCCAUUUACUUCAACCGGCUGACCUUCGCCUCAUCGCUCUUGUCAACGGGAGGUGCUAUCGAGACUUGCUUGGCUGUUGCUCGGCGGCAGGUCAAGAACGCCAUCGCGGUCAUUCGUCCGCCUGGCCACCACGCAGAACAUGACACAGCCAUGGGUUUCUGUCUAUUCAACAACGUGCCUGUGGCCGCAAGAGUCUGCCAAAACCAGCUGGGCGAUCAGUGCCGUAAGAUUCUGAUUCUGGACUGGGAUGUUCAUCAUGGAAACGGGGUUCAAAAGGCCUUCUACAAUGACCCGAAUGUUCUCUACAUCUCGAUUCACGUUCACCAGAACGGCAAGUUUUAUCCUGGUGGCGAUGAAGGCGACUGGGAUCACUGCGGCGCGGGAGCCGGACUUGGAAAGAAUGUCAAUAUCCCUUGGCCUGACCAGGGUAUGGGUGAUGGUGACUAUAUGCACGCUUUCCAGAAAGUGGUGAUGCCCAUUGCCUUGGAAUUUGACCCAGAUCUGGUUAUCAUUUCUGCUGGAUUUGAUGCAGCUGCUGGCGAUGUGUUGGGUGGUUGUUUCGUGUCCCCUGCGUGCUAUGCUCAAAUGACCCACAUGCUCAUGACUCUCGCCAACGGCAAGGUUGCUGUCUGCCUUGAGGGUGGAUACAACUUCCGCUCGAUCUCCAAGUCUGCGCUGGCCGUGACCAAGACCCUUAUGGGGGAACCGCCAGACCGUUUGCUCAAGACAGCACCAACCAGAGAUGCAACUGAGACUGUGGGUCGGGUAAUGAACAUGCAGGCGCAGUAUUGGCGUUGCAUGUACCCAAAGCCGCCUCAGCACCCGGUCUGGGCGGACCGGCUGCACGAUGUCCUUCGCGAGUACCAAGCUCGUCAGCUGUACGAUAGCUUCAAACUCACGCCGCUGUACAUCUAUCGCACGAAGAUAUCCAAGUCAUUUGAGAACCAGGUUCUGGCAAGCGCUAAUUACCACGAGCGUGUCCCGCUCGUCGUCAUUUUCCAUGACCCACCGGAGCUUAUGGGCCAUCCUGACCCUGUGACCAACAGAUUAGAAGCUCACAACUGUUGGUUGGCUGAUGUCCAAAAGGAGUACGUUGCAUGGAUCGUGAGCAAAGGUUACGCCGUGAUCGACGUCAACAUCCCGAAACAUAUCACUCACGCACUGGUUUGCACCUUCCCGACACCCAUCGAGAACUUCUCUGGACCCAGGCUUACCGCUCGAGACAUCCAGGCCACCGGAAGAUACGAAGAUGAGGAUGAAAACCGUCCGACAGCAACCGAGGAGCUAGCUAAUUAUCUGUGGGACAACUAUAUCGACUUCCACGAAAAGAGGGAGAUAUUCUUCCUUGGCAUAGGCAGCGCUUUUGCUGGCGUUGUCAAUCUCUUGAUAAACAGAGAGAACCUGUACAAGCGUGUCAACGGCAUCGUUUCAUUUGUGGCAGAGAACCCUGUCCGCGCUGUCGCGUCUUCCACACAGGUGUGGCUGUCUAAAUGGUACCGGGAUAACUCGCUUGUCUUUGUCUCCGAAUCCCACGGGCUUUGGAAUAACCAGGACCGCAAACCGUCCAAGCGCUAUGGCAAGUUGUACAAGUCCAACAAGACCUCACUCAACGAGAUGAUGGCGGAGCACCAACCUCAAGUCUUCGAGUGGCUCGCCGAGCGGGCCGACGAAGCCGUCGAGGAGACGGAAGACGAGGCGAACCAGGACUCGCCGAUGAAAGAGUGA